This is a messenger RNA of Quercus robur (English oak), 2719 nucleotides long. RefSeq names its product probable boron transporter 7. Bases 166 to 2166 code for a protein of 666 amino acids. The transcript has 14 exons. Gene Ontology annotation, molecular function: solute:inorganic anion antiporter activity. The record is from RefSeq and is a predicted model, not a curated record. Gene Ontology annotation, biological process: transmembrane transport; monoatomic ion homeostasis; monoatomic anion transport. Lineage: Eukaryota; Viridiplantae; Streptophyta; Magnoliopsida; Fagales; Fagaceae. Gene Ontology annotation, cellular component: plasma membrane.
UCUCAGCUUCCAAGUUCCAACUCCCCCAACCCCUCUCAGUUUUUGAGUCUCUUAUCUCUGUCUCCUCAUUCUCUCAGAGAGAGACAGAGAGAGCCAUUUGUAAUUGAAACCCACCCAGCUCCUCACAUUGUGGUCUCUUUGUUUCUCUAUCUUUCUGGGAUUUUCAUGCGAGUAUCCCAGUUUCCUGCAUCAGCAAUGGGAAACAUCAGAACUCCAUUCAAGGGGAUAAUUAAAGAUAUCAAAGGAAGGGCUGCAUGCUAUAAGGAAGACUGGGAACUUUGCUCAGGCAUUAGGAUAUUGGCUCCAACGACCUAUAUCUUCUUUGCUUCUGCUCUCCCAGUUAUUGCCUUUGGGGAACAACUGAGUAGGGAUACAGAUGGAAGCUUAAGCACAGUGGAAACAUUAGCUUCUACUGCUCUUUGUGGAAUCAUCCACUCAAUUAUUGGUGGACAGCCUUUGUUGAUUUUAGGAGUUGCAGAACCCACGGUUAUAAUGUACACUUAUUUGUACAAGUUCUGUAAAGGACGGCCAGAGUUGGGGAGCAAGCUGUAUUUAGCUUGGGCUGGGUGGGUUUGUGUCUGGACAGCACUCCUGCUGUUUCUUCUUGCAAUAUUCAAUGCAUGUUCCAUCAUCACUAGAUUUACAAGGAUAGUGGCGGAACUUUUUGGAAUGUUAAUUGCUGUUCUUUUCAUGCAAGAGGCUGUCAAGGGAUUGAUCAGUGAAUUCAGUAUUCCCAAAGCUGAAAAUACCGCAUUGGAAAAGUACAAAUUCCAGUGGCUGUAUUUAAAUGGGUUACUUGCCAUCCUUUUCUCAUUUGGUCUACUCUUCACUGCACUUAAGAGCAGAAGAGCAAGAUCAUGGAGAUACGGCACAGGGUGGUUGAGAGGAAUCAUUGCAGACUAUGGGGUUCUCCUUAUGGUCUUGUUCUGGUCAGCAUUGGCUUUUGCUGUACCCGGUAAAGUUCCGGAUGGAGUUCCUAGAAGGCUCUUUUGUCCACUUCCCUGGGAAUCUGCAUCAUUGUACCAUUGGACAGUGAUCAAGGAUAUGGGAAAGGUCCCACUUUCGUACAUUUUUGCCGCCUUUGUACCAGCAAUUAUGAUAGCAGGUCUAUACUUCUUUGACCACAGCGUAGCUUCUCAGAUGGCACAACAGAAGGAGUUUAACCUCCAAAAACCUUCUGCAUACCAUUAUGAUAUCUUAUUGCUUGGACUAAUGACUUUGAUUUGUGGGUUGCUUGGACUUCCUCCUUCGAAUGGAGUGCUCCCGCAGUCCCCAAUGCACACUAAGAGUCUGGCAGUUCUCAAGAGGCAGGGGAUCCGAAAGAAGAUGGUGAAAAAUGCCAAGGAAUGUAUCAAACAUCAUGCGAGCAACUCUGAAAUCUAUGGAAAGAUGGAAGCUGUAUUCAUGGAAAUGGAAACAGCUCCAACUACCAAAGAGUUGGAAAACUUGAAGGAGGCAGUAAUGAAAGCUGAUGAUGGGGGAGAUGCAAAGGGCAAAUUUGAUCCAGAGAAAGACAUUGAUGCUUAUUUGCCUGUCCGGGUUAAUGAACAAAGAAUGAGCAACUUGUUUCAGUCCCUCCUUGUGGGCGUAUCAAUAUGUGCUAUCUCUGUAAUCAAAAUGGUACCUACCUCAGUUCUUUGGGGAUACUUUGCCUACAUGGCCAUUGAUAGUCUCCCAGGAAAUCAGUUCUGGGAAAGGAUCUUGCUCCUCUUCAUCACUCCCGAACGUCGUUACAAAGUCUUGGAAGGCUCUCAUGCUUCAUUUGUGGAGUCGGUACCAUUCAAGUGCAUUGCUACAUUUACACUCUUCCAAAUUGUAUAUUUUCUGGUCUGUUUCGGUGUGACAUGGAUACCUAUAGCUGGAAUUUUGUUUCCAUUGCCAUUCUUCCUUCUCGUAAGCAUAAGACAAUACCUACUUCCCAAGCUGUUCGAGCCUUACUAUCUUCAGGAACUAGAUGCUUCUGAGUACGAGGAAAUUGCUGGUGCCCCACAGCGUACCCGAAGUCUCUCAAUUGUGGGAAAGGAACUACCUGAUUCUGGUAGCGAGGCUGGGGAGAGUUCAGAAGAAUUCUAUGAUUCUGAGAUUUUGGAUAAGAUAACAACCAAUAGAGGGGAGGUCAAACUUAGAACUGUAAGCUUCAGUGAACUUUCAGGUUUACCCAGAUGAUGUCCGAGUAUAAUGAGAGCUGCUAUUUUUUGAUAUACUCUGCUUGUACAAUGAUGAUCUUGAGUAUGAUCCUCUGAAGAAGUGACGACAUUUGCUUGUCUUCUUGUUUAGAAACAGCUAAGGACAAAUGAUAUCAUAUCAUAUAAUAUAAGAGAGAGAGAGAGAGAGAGAGACCAAAAAAGAAUGGAAAAUAUGUGGAAAAAAUAGAGAAAAGCUAGAAAGUUGGGGAAGCCAUUAGAAUGUAUACUGUGAGAAGUCAUAGCCCUUCAUUCAUUUGCUCAUAAUUAUACUAGCAAAAUUAUAGCAAAUUUCCCUCUUCUUUAUGUAAUUUGGUUUGUGACUACUAGAUUUUUUAUUGGUUCUUUUAUUAAAUUUUGUUAUUUACUCCCAGUGUGUAUAGAGAUAGUUAAGCUAGAAAUCAAAUCAGGUGUUAGAGAAUUUAGCACUAUGCAGUGUGCUCCAAUAUUUUUUAGUUAUUCCUGUGUCAUUUCAAUGUAUCAGACUUGAAACUUGAUAAUAAAUUAAUCUUUGCCAUGAGUGCAGUUAUGGGGUA